Molecule: messenger RNA, 2566 nt
Organism: Chlorocebus sabaeus (green monkey)
Lineage: Eukaryota; Metazoa; Chordata; Mammalia; Primates; Cercopithecidae
Gene: RASSF2
Product: Ras association domain family member 2
Biological process (GO): positive regulation of protein kinase activity; positive regulation of JNK cascade; regulation of non-canonical NF-kappaB signal transduction
Cellular component (GO): nucleus; cytoplasm
Source: RefSeq, a predicted model, not a curated record
UAGGCACUGGCGAGGGAUGCCGGGCGCAAGGUGCAGGGCGCGGGCCACUCUCUUUCCACGUCCCCCCACCUCGCCAAAGUUUUUCCACGAUGGUCCCUAUCCCAGCUGGGUCAGCCCCUUAGCCCUCGCCUGCUUCUUGUCUCCUCUUUCCUCCCCCAGCCGCGGAGCUCCCGGGGUGCAUCAACUCCCCCUCCUUGCCCCCCCGGGGCCGUGUAGGCGCAGAGCCCCAGCCGGCCUGCCUUGCAUCCGAAGAAAGUUGUGGCUUGGAGCUUGGAAAGCCUCCGAGAAAGGAGGCUUCUCGGACCCCUGGGGGUGUCCUUACUUCUUUUCGAGCCCACGAUGGGAAGGUGCUCCCACCCCAUCCCCGGGGUCUCUGAGACUUCCUGGCGAGGUGGGGCAGCGUGGCAGGUGCAGGGUUCCGGAGGCCCUGACAGACCCGGAGAGUGCCCGACCCCAAUCCGCCGCCGUCUUCUAGGCAGAUUUCCCCGAGGCGGGUCCUAGUCCCGGCUCGGGGAGACGGCGAGCUUCAGAAGGGCACAGGGUGAGCGGGGGCCCUUGGCCUCCGGGCACUUCCCCUUUGCGGUCUCCCCGCCCUCCUUCGGAGCUGGUGCCUGAGGUCGCUGGGGACCUCAGCCUGGCGUCUUCUCUCGCCCCAAGUGAGGCAGGUGCCGUGGGCGGCCCCGGCUACUUCUGCAUUUCCAGCGCUUACUUUACAUUCAGCUCUAAGUCGGAGAGUUCUGGGGACAGCCGAGAGUGCCAGUGGCCUCACUGGGAGACUGAGGGUUCUGUUUCACCUCUGGGGCGCUGCGUGGGUCCGGGCUGUCCACAGCCCCUCUGCGCCUCAGUGACAGGAGAAGCCGAGCACGAGGCCUCUGAUCACUGCGUGCACUCUAUUUCCCAGGCCUCUCCUUCCGAUGAAAAGAGAAAGGAAGAAUGGACUACAGUCACCAAACGUCCCUAGUCCCGUGUGGACAAGAUAAAUACAUUUCCAAAAAUGAACUUCUCUUGCAUCUGAAGACCUACAACUUGUACUAUGAAGGCCAGAAUUUACAGCUCCGGCACCGGGAGGAAGAAGACGAGUUCAUCGUGGAGGGACUCCUGAACAUCUCCUGGGGCUUGCGCCGCCCCAUUCGCCUGCAGAUGCAGGAUGACAACGAACGCAUUCGGCCCCCUCCGUCCUCCUCUUCCUGGCACUCCGGCUGUAACCUGGGGGCUCAGGGAACCACCCUGAAGUCCCUGACUGUGCCCAAUGUUCAGAUCUCAGAGGUGGAUGCACCGCCGGAGGGUGACCAGAUGCCAGGCCCCACAGGUACAGACACCAGGGGCCUGAAGCCCCUGCAGGAGGACACCCCACAGCUGAUGCGCACACGCAGUGAUGUUGGGGUGCGUCGCCGUGGCAAUGUGAGGACGCCUAGUGACCAGCGGCGAAUCAGACGCCACCGCUUCUCCAUCAAUGGCCAUUUCUACAACCAUAAGACGUCCGUGUUCACACCAGCCUAUGGCUCUGUCACCAACGUCCGCAUCAACAGCACCAUGACCACCCCACAGGUCCUGAAGCUGCUGCUCAACAAAUUUAAGAUUGAGAAUUCAGCAGAGGAGUUUGCCUUGUACGUGGUGCAUACGAGUGGUGAGAAACAGAAGCUGAAGGCCACCGAUUACCCGCUGAUUGCCCGAAUCCUCCAGGGCCCAUGUGAGCAGGUCUCCAAAGUGUUCCUAAUGGAGAAGGACCAGGUGGAGGAAGUCACCUAUGAUGUGGCCCAGUAUAUAAAGUUCGAGAUGCCGGUACUUAAAAGCUUCAUUCAGAAGCUCCAGGAGGAAGAAGAUCGGGAAGUAAAGAAGCUGAUGCGCAAGUACACCGUGCUCCGGUUAAUGAUUCGGCAGAGGCUGGAGGAGAUAGCCGAGACCCCAGCAACCAUCUGAGCCACGAGAACGAGGGGAUCCGGGUACCCCAGGAGCCGCCAUUGCCAUAAAACCCCCAGGAAGCUGGGCACUUUCUUUCCAUGGAAACAUUUAGACACAAACCUCCCCAGCUCCGGCCAAGCCAUCAUUUGUUACCUGGAGCUGGAUGUAGAAGUCAGCAGACAGCUCCCCAUCCCUGCACCCCUGCCCUCCUUUCUUCCACUCACAAGGACUUUUGAUUUUAGUUAUAAGGAGGACCCAAAAUGUGUGUGUGUACAUGUGUGCGCACGCAUGGUACGUGUCCACAUGCCUACCUGAUACUUUCACACGUAAUUAAAUUCCAGGCAACCAGCACAAGAGCCUGAGCCUGGCGAAUGUGCAGCUCGUGGGCAGGGAAAUCAGAGGAACCACUAAGCUGAGUGGUAUUUAGGUUGAAGGAAAGAUUUCUCCUCUCAAGUGCCAGGGAGCAGCCACGUGUCUGCCUGUGUUUAGAAAGGGAAGAGGGUUCUCCAGGUUCACCAUUUGGGUUGUUUAUAUGUUGGUAGAAACUCUCCCUGUAUGCCUAGAAGGAUCAGUGAAUGUGAGAGCCUUGGAAAUUAACAAAAUAACAGCCACAUAACUUGCAGCAAGUCUGAUGGAAAGAAAAAGAUAAACCAUCCAUAGGGUA